AUGAAUAAAAUUAGUAUUAAACUUGUAAAACUUGAUGGUACAGGAAAACUAGGAGUCUACGCAGUCUUUACAUUCUUCCUGGUCUUUGGACUUAUUAUUCUCACCGAGAUCUUCCUAGUGGAUGUUAAUAAAUCAGGGGUGUUGUUUCCCACUUGGGGUUUUCGGGGUCCUUUGUAUAUUGCCAGGAAUCCAUUAGUUCAGCAGAUAGUUGCUAGUCGGCAGCAGUACAAAUAUACAGAUAAUAUUACACUAAAGGUUGAUCCUAGUUUGCUUUAUCACACAGGCCUAGAUGCAGUCUGGCAACCAGUAAAUGGGACUAAGCACAAGUUUUAUGUAUAUUCUGCAUAUUAUGAUGGUCGUGAUAAGAAGCCAACAAUUCGUGUGAUAUCUGCAACAAAAACUAAAAAAUCUGAAAAGGUUUGGUGCAAACUAUACUUUAAAGAUAAGCAGUCUAUUCUCGUGCCGGCUGUGAUAUCAACAAUCAGAGAAAACUGGAAUCUAAAAUAUUCUGCAACUUUCCUCAACUGUCAAUUGUUCAACAAAACCUCACAAACAUAUUUAGGAAAUUAUGGAAACAAACUUUUUAAAACUUUAAUCUCAAUUUAUGCAGUUGAGGCAAUGAAAUAUUUUAUUGCUAUGAAUGAUUUGAGUUUUUUAAGAUUUAUUAUUUAUGAUAUGAUACUAAAGCAUUGUUUGUAUUCAGGCAUAGUUGAGCCAAAUAAUACAAAGAUUGGAGUUUGUGUGAAACCAAUCCACUACAACUACAAUAAAACUUUUCAGUUUAUUCAGUUUAUAGAACUAAACAAACUUCUAGGUGUUUCAAGAUUUACUCUGUACAAUUCCACGAUGAGUAUUGGUAUGUCCUGUGUUCUAAACUACUAUGUACAACAGGGUACGGUUCAGCUACUUCCCUGGAACCUGAAUAUUCCGUCACAAACUGAAAUCAGAACCGAGGGACUGUUUGCAGCAUUAAAUGACUGUUUGUACAGAAACAUGAAUACUGUCAAAUAUCUGAUGUUAAUAGACUUUGAUGAAUUCAUAAUUCCUCACCAGGUAACUAUGGAAACUGUCCAUUUACUGCUUGAUUUAAAGGUUGCAAGCAAGCAAGCAAAAAUCGAUGAGAAUUUUGCCAAUUACUUCUUAAAACACAAAGCUAACAACAAAUCAGGAAAGCCAGUUAAUCCAUCAGAGGUUGCAUCAUACAGUUUUCAAAAUUCAUUUUUCUACCUUCAAUGGGAGAAUGAUGGAUCGUUUUCCUCCAACCAAGAGUUAACUGCGCUCUCAAAAACCAAGAGAAAAUUGAAAUUCCAUCCUCCAAAGCAAAGAUCUAAGUAUAUCUGCAUUCCUUCUCAAGUUGUUGAAGCAGGAAAUCAUUUUGUCUGGGAGUUCAAACAUGGCAGAACACUGAAUGUUCCCACAAGUACAGGCUUCCUUCAUCAUUACAGAGUUUGUGAAUUUGGAGGGAAUGAUUGCAUAAAAAAUGCUCAUGUUGAAGAUAAAAGAAUUCCUAAUAUUUGGGGUCGGCAACUACUCAACAAUAUUAAAAGGCGUAGUGAGGAGACAAACUGUGAUUUAAGAUUUAAUAAUUUUGAUAAUCCUUGAUUUUAACAUGAAAAUAAAUGGAUAAAAUUAAA
Molecule: messenger RNA, 1634 nt
Organism: Eurytemora carolleeae
Lineage: Eukaryota; Metazoa; Arthropoda; Copepoda; Calanoida; Temoridae
Exons: 20
Coding region: 1-1602 (533 amino acids)
Source: RefSeq, a predicted model, not a curated record